Nematocida major is the source of this 951-nucleotide messenger RNA. Its product is annotated as NAD+ kinase. Bases 1 to 951 code for a protein of 316 amino acids. The record is from RefSeq and is a predicted model, not a curated record. The transcript has a single exon. Lineage: Eukaryota; Fungi; Microsporidia. Gene Ontology annotation, biological process: NAD+ metabolic process; NADP+ biosynthetic process. Gene Ontology annotation, molecular function: NAD+ kinase activity.
AUGAAGUGCUUAAUAGUGGUUAAAAACGUGCUCUUUGUCAACGAGUAUGAAAACCACAUAAAGUCCAUAGUGGAGGAGUACGCGGACGUGGAGGUAGCCGACAUUGUGGGCAUGUACAGCAACCAGGAAAAGUAUUCUGAAGACUACUCUGCCAUCAUAACUCUUGCCGGCGACGGAACCAUUCUUAAGGUUCUUUCUAUAUGUACAGAUAAGGGCGCGGGCUUUGCAAGCGCAGACUACAUAGAGCAGGCAGAGCAGAAAAGAUUUCCCAUGUAUGCAAAAAAAUGCAGAAAGCCUAAAAAAGGCGUUCAGACAGACACGGUUCUUCCCCUCCUGUUUGCGUUUGACAAUAGCACAAAGGGCAGGCUCUGCAACAUAAAAAAGCCGCUGUACGAGCAAGCUGAGCGCCUUCUAAGCAGGCUGCUGGAAGCGCACACAAGAAAAGACACGGAGGCUUUGCGUCUUCUAUACGCAGAAAAUGCGAUCCGAAGGCGCAGGCUCAGUGUAAACGGCUUGGUGGACGCCUUGAAUGAGGUGUAUAUAUACCCCCGCGAAAAAGGUCUGCUGGGCGGCCUGACCGUCUCGAUCAAUGGGGGCGCGGUCUACCAGAAUUUCCGGUGCGACGGAGUGAUUAUAAGCACAGCAACAGGGUCAAGCGGGUACAACGCAUCUGCGGGCGGGCCUAUCCUAUAUGGAAGCGUGCACGGGAUUACAAUGACUUUUGUGUGUGCGUCGGACAAGAAAGUUUCGCCUGUGGUGCUGAGCAGUAGCUGCACAGUGUCCAUUGCAAAUGCGCUGGAUGGCAAAAAUGUGCAUGCUGUUGUUGAUGGGUGUCUUUUUCUAGAGAAUGCCGUGUUUGUGGUAAAAACGCAAAAACAGGGGGCGGUGUACUUCGCAGACUUGGGAAACAAAAAGUACUUUGCUGAUUUUUUGUCGGCUAUCCAGGAGUAA